Messenger RNA from Penicillium bovifimosum, 1128 nucleotides. RefSeq lists its product as uncharacterized. Gene Ontology annotation, molecular function: ATP binding; MAP kinase activity. The record is from RefSeq and is a predicted model, not a curated record. Gene Ontology annotation, biological process: osmosensory signaling pathway; cellular response to oxidative stress; stress-activated MAPK cascade. Gene Ontology annotation, cellular component: cytoplasm; nucleus. NCBI's taxonomy places the organism in Eukaryota, Fungi, Ascomycota, Eurotiomycetes, Eurotiales, Aspergillaceae. The transcript is spliced from 9 exons. The coding region runs from base 1 to 1128 and encodes 375 amino acids.
AUGGCACACUCGGAGUCGGGCCUCCCCUCACCACCCUAUGGGGAGCAAAUGGCACAGUUCUCCCGAAAAACAGUAAUGGGCACUAUAUUUGAGACUACUGAACGAUAUACGGAUUGGAAGCCGCUUGGGCUAGGAGUGUCGGGGCUUGUCUGUUCCGCGAAAGACCAGCUUGGCCAUCGGACUGUCGCCGUGAAGAAACUCGCCGAGCCGUUCGAGACUGAAGCUAUGGCGAGGAAUGUUUUUCGAGAGAUCCAAUUACUGAGGGAAUUGCGGCAUGAGAAUAUCAUCAAUUUGACGGACAUAUUCAUCUCGCCCUCGGAAGACGUAUACAUUGUCACAGAACUGAUGGCAACGGAUCUGAACACCAUUUUAAAAUCGAGAAAAGUCGAAGACCAAUUCGCCCAAUACUUCAUGUACCAAAUAAUGCGCGGCUUGAAAUACCUCCACUCAGCAGGUGUCAUUCACCGAGACCUAAAACCCAGCAACAUCCUCGUUAACGAGAACUGUGACCUGAGAAUCUGCGACUUCGGUCUCGCCCGCAUCCAGGAACUGCACAUGACCGGCUACGUCUCGACGAGGUACUACCGCGCCCCGGAGAUCAUGCUCACCUGGCGCAAAUAUACAGAGAAAGUCGAUAUCUGGAGUGCUGGCUGUAUCCUUGCAGAAUUAAUGCUCGGGGAGCCACUGUUCCCUGGGAAGAACCACGUUAACCAGUUUUGCGUUAUUACUGAGGUGCUGGGCCAUCCUCCGGAGGAGAUGAUUAACAAUAUCACGAGUGAGAAUACAUUAAACUUCAUCAAAUCCCUGCCGAAACGAGACCGAAGGCCGAUGGCCGAGAUUAUCCCCAACGCUAACACUGAUGCCAUCGCCCUGCUUGACAAAAUGCUCGAAUUUAACCCCGAUGUUCGGAUCUCCGCAACCGAUGCCCUCUCCUCCCCAUAUCUCGCUCCAUACCACGACCCUAACGACGAACCAGUUGUAUCAAAGAAAUUCGACUGGGGCUUCCUCGAUGCUAACCUUUCAACGGAUGUCUGGAAGACGAUCAUCGAGGUCCUCAGUUUCCACGACGAGCAGACUGGGCAGAGUGGUACGAAGUCAACACAGCAGGAGGAAAAGGAGACGGGGUGA